This is a messenger RNA of Alternaria postmessia, 1137 nucleotides long. RefSeq lists its product as uncharacterized. Gene Ontology annotation, biological process: negative regulation of transcription by RNA polymerase II. The record is from RefSeq and is a predicted model, not a curated record. Bases 1 to 1137 code for a protein of 378 amino acids. Gene Ontology annotation, cellular component: transcription repressor complex; nucleus. The transcript is spliced from 3 exons. Lineage: Eukaryota; Fungi; Ascomycota; Dothideomycetes; Pleosporales; Pleosporaceae. Gene Ontology annotation, molecular function: protein binding.
AUGUCGCGCUCCAACGACCCGGGUCACUACUUUCAGACGACCUCCUCCCUCGAGGAGACAGCUCGAAAGGCUGCAAAAUCCAAGAACACCAAGGGCACCCCUAUCAAGCUCCCCUCCAAGAUCCUCGCUGCCAUCGCCGACCCGCAAGAUGACAACUGCAUCUACGUUGCUGAAGCAGCAGGCAACGUGAAGCGUAUCAACAUUGAAACGAGUAAAGUUGCCGCCACGUUCUCAGGACCUACUGCUCCUCUCACAUCCGUCGCCGUUUCCCCUAAAUCGGACACGUUGUUUGCGGGGUGUUGGGACAAGUCUAUUUGGUCAUGGACACUGUCCACGCGUAAGACCGCCCAGCGUUUCCAAGGCCACAGUGACUUCGUCAAGGCCGUCAUAACAUUCACGUUGAACGGCAAAGAGAUCCUAGUGUCAGCUUCACAGGAUGCUAGCAUCAUUGUUUGGGACGUCGCCGCGGGAUCGAAGCUACACACUUUGAAGGGACACACACGUGGAAUCCUCGCUCUUGCGUUGGACCCAGUUGACUACGAGCCCGGCAAAGAGACUGCCACAGUGUUCAGUGCUGGAAGUGACCGAGAAAUCAGGCGAUGGUCCAUCGGGUUAACCUCAGCUUCUGAGGUACAACCGUCGCCAAUCAUUUCCCACGAAACAAGCAUCGACGCCUUACGUUUCGAUUCGGACGGCGAUCUUUGGACAGCUUCAGCAGACAAGACAGCCAAGUGCCUAUCCAGGGGCCGUGAGUGGGAAGAAGACUCCCAGUUCGAGCACCCUGAUUUCGUUCGCGAUGUUGCCAUUGACGAGGAAGGCGGUUGGUUGGUGUCCGUAUGCAGAGACGAAGAGGUUCGCGUUUGGGACAAAAGCAGCGGAAAGCUGCAUCAUACAUUCAGUGGGCAUUUUGAAGAGGUUACCAGCCUCGUUCUACUAGGACAACGUGUGAUCACCGUGGGCAUUGACGCUACAGUCCGAUGUUGGAGCCUGAAGCCACAAGAGCUGACUAAGGCUAUCCAAGAGGCCGAAGACGAGCGCCUCGGUAAGGAAAAGGACAAGGAACCCGAGAAGAAAGAGGGCAUGAUGACUGCGGAAGAAGAAGCGGAGCUUGCUGAGCUUCUAGAAGAUAGCGAUUAG